CACUGAGUCGUUUCCGUAAAAUCCGUCGAAUCCACGGUACCCUCGAUCGACACUUGACGCGACGUUCCUAAUUGGACUUAGAGCGGGUGAGGGCUCCUGGCCACGCUGCCUGCAAGGACCAACCCCAGGGGGUGGAAGGACACAGCGGUUAUAUAGGUCAAAUGCCGUCGGUGGAAAGGAAGCCUGAAACAAUUCCACCCCCGGUCACCUUUCCCCAUCAUGCUGUCCCUGGCGAUCCAGUCCUUGCUGUACGAGGCAGACGCCCAUGCGGCCAAUCCGGCCCUGCAGCGUCGCUCGUCCUCGUCGAGCACCCAGGGCGAGGCUGUUAUGAGCCCACUGCCGAGUUUGCAGACCAAGGGCUUGAUCGUUAUCUCGGCGCUGGCCACCGUCUCACUCAUUUGCACUCUUUCCUUGUUGACAUUCUUUACCUAUCGUUUUAUUUUCUGGAAACGGCACUACAAACGUUACAUCGGUUACAACCAAUAUGUCGUGCUCAUGUUCAACCUCAUUCUGGCUGACUUCAUCCAAAGUCUGGGCUUUAUCAUCAGUCUGCGAUGGAUCCAGACCAACUCGGUGACGGCCGCAGACCCUGCAUGCUUCUUGCAGGGCAUCUGGCUGCAGAUUGGUGAUCCCAUGAGUGGUCUGUUCGUGCUCGCCAUUGCUGCGCACACUUUCAUGCACGUCACCUUGGGCUACCAGAUCUCACACCGUCUUUUUGUUUCCAUCAUUUGUGGACUCUGGCUCUUUGGGGUCAUCACGACCGUCAUUCCGAUCGCAGCACACGGUCGAUACGUCUGGUAUCCGGCUGUAGCUUGGUGCUGGAUGACCCCCAAGUACGAGUCGAUGCGUCUGUGGACUCACUACUUUUGGAUUUUUGCCUCGGAGUUCUUCACCGUCGUCCUGUAUGCGAUCAUGUUCCUCCAACUGCGCAAGAGAAUCGCCGAGUCAGCUAUUCUGGGCGAGCACAACUCCGAAAGUCUGACCCGACUCAAGCGUGUCAUUUUCCACAUGGCGUUAUACCCCGUCGUGUAUAUCUGCCUUACCUUACCUCUUGCCGCAGGUCGAAUGGCUUCUGCCAGUGGUCACUCCCCCAGCGUUCUCUACUUCUGCUUUGCUGGAUCCUUCAUGACUCUGUGUGGCUUCUGUGAUUCCCUCAUGUACACACUGAGUCGCCGCAGCGUGGUGCUGGAGCCCGAAGCCAGGAUCCAUGGCAGCAGCAACAAAUACUCCAGCCGACCGAACAAAUCCUCGGUCGCACACCACUAUGGCAAUAGUAUCGAUGGCAAGGGGCCGACCAACACCACGAUUGCGCGCGGUCGCAGCGAUUCCACCGAGGAGAUGAUCGGCAAGGAUGGGUUGGAGCUGGCCCCGAUGGGAGUGGUGCUACAGCACACGACGAUCGAGGUAACUCAUGAGGCAGCCUAUGAUUCGGCAUCGAGCAAUCUGAGUGGCCAACGUGAGCGAAGCAGCAUCUACCAUUAGACUCCUAAGCUGCCCUGAUGAUUCUACACCUUCUUUAUUUUGAGAUUACCGGUCGAACACCGAACACCGGCUUAUAAGAUUUUAAUCAAGUCGCAUUGCCAAACUACUACACGACCAGUUGAGAAACUGUGUUCUCAU
This is a messenger RNA of Aspergillus vadensis CBS 113365, 1620 nucleotides long. RefSeq lists its product as uncharacterized. Gene Ontology annotation, cellular component: plasma membrane. The record is from RefSeq and is a predicted model, not a curated record. The transcript is spliced from 2 exons. NCBI's taxonomy places the organism in Eukaryota, Fungi, Ascomycota, Eurotiomycetes, Eurotiales, Aspergillaceae. Gene Ontology annotation, molecular function: G protein-coupled receptor activity. Gene Ontology annotation, biological process: adenylate cyclase-activating G protein-coupled receptor signaling pathway. The coding region runs from base 220 to 1482 and encodes 420 amino acids.